Hyposmocoma kahamanoa is the source of this 1001-nucleotide messenger RNA. RefSeq lists its product as uncharacterized. NCBI's taxonomy places the organism in Eukaryota, Metazoa, Arthropoda, Insecta, Lepidoptera, Cosmopterigidae. The coding region runs from base 219 to 1001 and encodes 260 amino acids. The transcript has a single exon. The record is from RefSeq and is a predicted model, not a curated record.
AUUUAUUAUCUAUUUUAUAACAGUCUGCGUAACAAUGAUCUACACCAUAUGUUCCCAAACUUUUUGAGUUGCCGCCCACUUAGAUAAAAAUUGUAAUUUUAAUUACUUACAUUAGUAUUUUCUUAUGUAUAAUCACAGUUAAUUGUGUUCACUGACCUAUCUCACUCGCCACACAAUCAACUUUCCACUUUAAACACUUUGUGCACAAAAUUUCACAAAUGGACCUGUCAGCCAAACUUGCUGCCAACCUGGACGACUUACAGAAGAUGUUUGAGUCAAGAAUGGGGGACUAUGAGGCCAAACUCCAGGCUUCGGAAACUUCUCCUGCUCACCGCAAUAUUGCAUCGCUUUCCCGGGACUUCAGUGAGUUCAAGUCUUUUGUACUUCAGACUAUGUCUAAACUUAAGGCUCAAAUUGAGCUUAUAUCUUUGGGUCUUGACCGCCAUGAAACAUUUUUGCGCAAAAAGGUCCUGCUUUUCCAUGGUGUAGCUGAGAACAAGGAAGAACAAUUAAAUCCAGUAAUUGUGAAAUUGUUGCAUAACCAAUUGCAUUUAGCGGAAAUCCAUGAAAAACACUUACUGGCCUGUCACCGUUUGGGACCAUGGAGAUCCUCACAAAGUAAACCUAGAGCUGUGCUGGUUCGAUUUGGUGAUUUCGAACUCCGCCGAUCUGUCUGGGACAGUAAAACUGCGUUGAAGGGCUCUGGUAUCACCAUAUCUGAGUUUCUGACUAAGGCGAGGCACUCCACAUUUGUCGCAGCUCGUAAACACUUCGGUAUUAAUCGGUGCUGGUCUACAGAGGGGAAAAUCAUGAUCGUUCUUCCUGAUAAGACCAGAAUGAAAGUGGAGGCCAUGGCUGAACUUCGGCCCCUGAUUGCCCGAUUCCCUGCGGCUGCAGCUGGGAAAACUGACGUCGCACAGGCUGCAGUAAAUCCGAUGGAGACUGCAAGUAAAUCGACGAAGGGUUCUGCAGCUGCUAAGUCGCGCCGGAGGUUGCACUAA